This is a messenger RNA of Gloeophyllum trabeum ATCC 11539, 2295 nucleotides long. RefSeq names its product UDP-Glycosyltransferase/glycogen phosphorylase. The transcript has 16 exons. The record is from RefSeq and is a predicted model, not a curated record. Gene Ontology annotation, molecular function: glycosyltransferase activity. Lineage: Eukaryota; Fungi; Basidiomycota; Agaricomycetes; Gloeophyllales; Gloeophyllaceae. The coding region runs from base 20 to 2167 and encodes 715 amino acids.
UUCGACAUAGAACGAAAUCAUGAGCGAUCCGAAAGAUACAAGGGUUUCUUGGGAUCUUCAAGAGCAGGAGCACAGCGGACCUCCGACGCCUGCCGAGAGGAAGCUACAGCUGAGGAGAAAGGCUACUCGAAAGGAGUCAGCGAAACUCUCCUCAGUUUACCUCGGUCUGUCUCUGCGUGUCCGCGAUCAUGAGGUCGAAUACGCCGUAAUCGUCCACGAUGGGAUGGGUUCAGUCGGAUCCGAACAUGAUAUUCGCAAAUUGCAAGGGGACGGAAAGCAAGAUGUGAUGGAUCAGAUUCUCGACCGGGCAAAGGAGUACUCACAAGCGCGGGGGCAUAAGAUAGAAAUCUUGGCUAUCUGCGGGCCGCUUGACGCACCGCUCAAAGUGCCCGCUGCAAACAUUGACAUCGAUCGGGACGCCCCGCAAUCGUUCCUGUCGCGUAUCUGGCUGGAAUUGGACGCUGUCCCUUUUGUUGUUAACUGCCGCGACACUCAAUUCAGUCUGGAAGGCGAGGCGACGUUGGCAGUCGAGAAAGCGCUCGAAUGGCUCGCGCCGACAGCGAAAUCCAUUGUCAAAGCCGGCGCCGACCCUCGUAACAGAGAGGUUCAAGUUGAUGCAAACGGCCGGAUACGCCUGUACGAUCUACAUGAACAAGCUGCAUUGACAUCUCCCGGACUUUGGGAGACCUUCUCUGCGUUAGCCACAUUAAUCAAGCAGGCCGGGGUUAGGGUUACGUUCCUCUCCGCUACUCCUAGAGGUGGCGGGGUUGCUCUUAUGAGGCACGCACUGAUUCGGUUAUGGCGUCUCGCUGGCCUGGAUGUGCACUGGUACGUCCCACAAGGAGAUGCUUCGGUGUUCGACAUCACGAAACGACGCUUUCAUAACGUCCUGCAAGGCGUGAACCCGCCUGACGUGGAGCUUCGGGAAGGCGACAAACACAUGUUUGAGCGCUGGACGGACUGGAAUUACGAGAAGUACUGGCGUGGGCCUGACAAUCCUGUGCGGGCUGACAUCGUAGUCAUCGAUGAUCCCCAAGUGACCGCUCUGAUACCGCACAUUAGGCGUGACAGCCCGAAGACGAAGAUCAUUUAUCGCUCCCAUAUCGAAAUCCGCAGUGACCUCGUCGAUGCCGGCGUCCACCCACAGGUCGAUGUCUUCAACUAUCUCUUCAACUUCAUCAAACAAGCCGAUUUGUUCGUCUCCCAUCCCAUCAAGGAGUUCGUGCCGAAGGUCGUCAAUGAGACCAUGCCUGUAGUCUACAUGCCUCCCUGUACAGAUCCCCUUGACGGCCUGAACAAGCCCAUCCCUGAGGAGAUGCUGCAAGUCUACCGGCACAUGUUUAGUGACUUGAUUGGCGCUUCGACGGGCCAGACUAUCGAUUGGCAGAGGGGUUAUAUCCUGCAGGUUGCCCGGUUCGAUCCGUCGAAAGGUAUCCCGGACCUUGUGGAGGGCUACAGGCUUUUCAGGGAGGAGGUCAAGAAGCAGGGCAUGAUGAAGAACGCGCCGCAGCUUAUAUUGACUGGUCAUAGUAGCAUCGAUGAUCCGGAUGGCACCUAUAUUCUGCAUAAACUGCAAGACACACUCUGCAGCGAGCCAUUCAAGGACAUCAAGGAUGAUAUUUUCGCUGUCCGAGCACCUGCCGAAGAUCGCCUUCUCGACGCGCUUAUGCGCGGGGCGGAUGUCGCGUGCCAAGUCAGCACUCGCGAAGGGUUCGAGAUUAAGGUCACGGAAGCUAUCCACAAGACUCGCUGGGUGAUCGCCACCAAGGCUGGUGGUAUACCCCUGCAGAUUCGGGACGGCGUUGACGGGACGCUCGUUCCUCCCGGUGACCCGCAGUCCAUCGCUCAAGCGCUGGUCAAUUUCUACACUUCCGGGAAGGAUAUCAAGAAAACCGGUGAGUCGCGUGGUAAUGAGACGGUCAGGCCCCUCGGUGGCAGGUGGGAUGAUCGUGGUGAGGGACCACGGGAGGAAUUGUUCACUGUCGGUAAUGCGACUAUGUGGCAGUACCUCUGGUGUCGCGUCCUCGGCUUGAGCACCGAGCACUGCAAGCACUUGCCCGAGGUACACAAGCAGCGUCUUGACACUCUGGGGCUGAAUCACAAAGAAGAUAUACGGCAGCUGAAAGGAAGGAAGGUCUGGGAUAUCUUAUCCGAGAGGAAACACUGAAUAUAGAGACAUGAUGGACACCGCUGGAAGAAGUGAAUCACAACUGGAAGAUGGGUGUAUGAUAAGAACAGUAUGUUUACAUAUUAUGCUAAUAGCUAGUAUUUAUCAACAAGGUAUGGAAAGUUCCG